CUGGACUCAGCUUCAUCAAGGGAAAAAGGGCAUGGCGUCGUGCUGUACAAGUCCGCCUUCAGCAUCUGGCCUCUCACUCCCUUCUCCUCACCCUCUGUGGCCGUGUGUGCACCUCCCCUCACACCCUUUCUCGCCCUCUCCAAAACGUCAUCUCCCGUCGCCGUGUGUUUUUUUCUUCCUCUCCCUUUCAUCAGCGUGGGCGCCGCGAUGUCCGUUUGCGCGCUCUUGUCUACACUCUGAGAUUGCUCAACGGACACUGACAUGGUCCCCUUUCCUUGCUCUCCUCUUGCAGCAGGUACCGUGCACGCUGAGCCAGUGGGCGUAACUCGAACCCGUCGUCUCAGCUGCUGCGACUAGAAGGACCCCCAGCUCCUCCUCGCCUAUAUAUUGGGCCCUUUUCUCCGGCCCUCGCCCCUUUUUUCCAAUGUCCAUUCGCUCCCUCGACUCCACCUCCUACUGGGAUCCAAGGCAGUCAUCGCAGCAACAGCAGCAUCAGCAUCAGCAUCAGCAUCAGCCGCCGCCGCCGUUGCCGACUUCUACCACUGCUACUCAGCAGCAGCAGCAGCAGCAGCAAGCCCACUAUAGCAGCAGCAGCAAUUCAGAGUAUCCCAACUUGGCCUCCUCCUCGUCCCUGUCCUCGUCGUAUCCACACUACAACAGCAACAGCAACAACGCAAACGCCGCCUCCUCCACUGCUCCGUCUAUCUCCUCGUCGUCGUCGGCUGCAACGCCACUGUUCCAGCAUCAGCACCAGCUUCCUCGCUCGGGCCACGCCAACGCAGAGACGCUCUAUUCUUCCUCGUCCUCUCUUUUUCCGAGCAGACAGGCUUCGAACUCGUCGCUGAACACAGCUGCCCCCUCUUCUGCGACGACGACAACAACGACAGCAACAACGACGCUGCCAGCUUUCGGGCUUCUCGAUAGCAGCAUGAACAGCCACGGAGGCGCCACGGCAGCAGCAGCGCCGCCACAGCCGUACGGCAACCCGUACAGCAACAUGUCGAGCUCAGCGCCACCGUACACAAGCUCCUACUCGAGCUUGUCGAACGGUCUGUACUCUUCGUCUAACACUGGCGGGAACAACUAUCCUCACACGUCGUCCUUUGUUCCUCUCGGUCAAGCGCAAGCGCAAGCUCAAGCUCAAGCUCAGGCCCAAGCCCAGGCUCAGGCUCAAGCCCAGGCUCAAGCACAAGCCCAGGCCCAGGCGCAUGCUCAAGCGCAGCAGCAACAGCUCCAGCAGCAGCAGCUCUACUCAUCCUCGGUCGGCGCCGCUCCUGCUGCCUAUGGAUCUGCAUUCGGCGCCGGCGGCUCCCACCAUAGUGUCAGCGACAUGUACGGGCUGCCUCCUCGCCAGCAGGGCCACCAAUUGCACCAUCAUCAGCAGCAACAGCAGCAGCAGCAGCAGCAUCAAGCACAGCACCAUCACCAUCACGACUCGAUGGCUGGUAGCGAGAUUCAAGUGCACGGUGGUCACUUUGGCGCUGGUUCGAUGGUCAAGACGGAAGACUUUCUCAGCCGUGACGUGGACGGCAAGGACUUCAUGAGCCCGACUUCGGCCUUUUCGAUGAGUGCAGCCGGUGGCAUGAUGGCCCACGGGAUGCGACCCAAGCGCAAGCAGGUCAAGAAUGCUUGCGUCAACUGCCAAAAGGCGUGCAAGAAGUGCGACGAGGGACGACCCUGCACAAGGUGCAUCAAGUACGGCCUGACGGACAGCUGCCAGGACAGCCUCCGAAAGGAGAGGAAGCGAGGUAUCAAGCGGGGCCCAUACAAGCGCAGAGCGACGACGGGCUCGCAGCCAAACCUGGCUGCGACGGGCGUGCAGCUGUCGCCUGGGGGACACCACGCGGCGCACUCGGACAGCAGCGGCUACGGAUACUCGCACAGCGUUCAGCACCACUAUCCUGGCCACCAGCAUCACGCCUCCCUCAACGGCUCCCAGCAGCAGCCGCAGCAGCAGCACCAUGCUCACUAUCAGCACCACGGAGGCAGCAACAGCAGCACCUCGCCCUACGACCACAGCUACGGCAGCCAGAGCCCUGAGGAGCGCUCUCGCUCUCUCGAGGAUGGCAGCAGCAGCCACACCAUCGACGGUCAUCAUCAGCACGGCUACCAGCAGCAGCAGCAGCAUCACUUCCACUCGCAGCAGCAGCAGCAGCAACACCAGCACAUCCAGCACUCGAGCAACAACUUCAUCAACAGCCCCGUCUACUCUUCUGCCUCGGCGCCCGGAUCCGUGCAGCGUGGGACGGCCCAGCUUGCCGAAGUCAAGCAGGAGCCAACGCCUUCGCCGAGCAUGUAUGCGCGCGAAACGAUGAUGCAGCCUCCGUCGCGCGCUUUUGCUCCUUUUGACCGCAGUCCUUCGGCCCUGUACAGCGCAGGUAGCAAUCCUGGUGCCAGCAGCAGCAGCAGUAGCAGCAGCACCGCCAAUGGUCGAUCGCUCUACGGUAGCGCGGUUCCCGUCUCGGCGCCGGCCAGCACCGUGGGCUUCGGCGUGCCUGGACGAAGCGCGACGAGCUUGGGGUUUGGGACCAGUAGCAACGGAGGCACCCCCUCUGCUUCCUCUCUCUCUUCGAUGGCUUUUUCUCCGCAGCAGCAGCAGCAACAGCAAUUCGGCAUGGGUCACCAUCGGCUCCACAGCGACAGCAGCCUUGCCAACUUGAGCUACUCCAACUCCUCCCACUCGGCCUCUGCUCACAGCCUCUCGCCAAGGACACCGCUCAGCCUCGGCCAGACGAGUGGCAGCGGCAGUAGCAGCAACAGCAGCCUCCUCUACCCUAGCGGUGGCGCCAGCGGCAGCAACGGUGAGCUGGGACUGAUGAGCGCGCCCUUCUCUGCGGGCUCUUCAGGUUCGUCGCCCGGCGGUCUCGGCAGCAGCGCUGGGGCAAAGAUGGCCAACAGCGUGCUCAGCAGCAGCUACGUCCACCAUCCGGUCCCCACGACGACGGGCAGAGGCUUGACGCCCGGCUCAUUCCUCGGCUCCAACGCGACUUCGGGAGGCUCUUUCAACCUGCACCUGCCUCAAUCGGCCAAGCUCCGGGGCAACUCGACGAGCAUUGACGCGAGGGUUGCCUCGUCAUCUCCUCGACCCCAGCACGCCAGCCAGCAGCAGCAGCGCUCGUCGGCGCUCAGUAGCAACGGUCAGGACGACGGCGGCAAGGACGAGCUGGCACCGAUCAAGGAGCCUAGCCGCUACCAGCUGCCGUCCCCCCGCUUCGCCACUGGCAGUGGCGCACACGCUGUCGAAUACAAGGCUCGGUCCCUCAAGGCCGAGACGUCCGGCGGCGACGAGCUCGUCGGACUCGGCGCUGCCUGAGGAGCUCCUCCUAUCUUUCUCUUCUACACUUCGUGUCUCUUGAAUUACUACACACUUUCUACGAUUGUGGCUCGCUCUUCUUUUCCUUCCCCUUCUUUUGCUUAUCGACAAGGGGUCCUUCGAUGACUGGUGUAUAUUAACACACUUCUCUGAAACGGGC
Molecule: messenger RNA, 3473 nt
Organism: Acaromyces ingoldii
Lineage: Eukaryota; Fungi; Basidiomycota; Exobasidiomycetes; Exobasidiales; Cryptobasidiaceae
Exons: 1
Coding region: 425-3313 (962 amino acids)
Biological process (GO): cellular response to starvation; regulation of DNA-templated transcription
Cellular component (GO): nucleus
Molecular function (GO): zinc ion binding; RNA polymerase II transcription regulatory region sequence-specific DNA binding; DNA-binding transcription factor activity, RNA polymerase II-specific
Source: RefSeq, a predicted model, not a curated record